AUGGCCACUAUUAUCACUGACUACGACUGCGUAAACGCGGCAGGAACCGGUAUUGCUUCCAUUCGUCAGGCAAUAACCGACGGUGCAAGCGGCCUUCGACGCAACAAUUUUCCCGGCUCUAAUCUGGAUACCUGGAUAGGACGGGUAGCGGAAGUGGAUCACCAGCAGCUCGGCGUCUGGCAAAGCCGCAACAAUGCCCUCGCCAAUAUCGGCCUAAACCUUGGCACAAUUCAAGAAUCCAUUGACGCGAUCAAACGAAAGUAUUCGUCAGAGCGUGUAGGUAUCGUGAUGGGCUCAAGCACAUCGAGCAUUGACCGAACCGAAACUGCUUAUGCAGACCUUGGUACAGACGGCGAAAUGCGCGCCGAGUUCCGCCAGCCACACGUGCAUAACCCCCAUGCACCGAGUCUGUUUGUUGCCGAGCGCACCGGUAUCACCGGCCCGGCAAUUACGAUCAACACCGCGUGUUCUUCAUCAGCGAAAGUGUUUGCCACUGCUGCACGCUGGAUCGAUCUGGGGUUGAUCGAUGCAGCGGUUGUGGGCGGUGUCGACACAUUGUGUCUGAGCGUACUGCACGGAUUUCACUCUUUGCAGCUGGUAUCUGCGCAACCCUGUCGGCCGUUUGAUGCUGAUCGCGACGGUAUUAAUCUAGGUGAAGCCGCAGGCUUUGCAGUGCUGGUUCGGGCGGAUUCCAACAACGUGGACGAUAUUUCGUAUCCGCGACUAACCGGCUAUGGCGAAAGUUCCGACGCACAUCAUAUGUCCGCACCGCAUCCGCAAGGACUCGGUGCCAAAGCCGCGAUUGAACAGGCGCUCGGCCUCGCGGGGCUCGCGCCGCGGGAUAUUGAUUACAUUAAUUUGCAUGGCACCGCGAGUCAGGCCAACGACACCGUGGAGGGCGCUUUGAUCGGCUCGAUGUUUCCAGAUACCACGCUCUGCUCUUCGACCAAAGGCUGGACCGGACAUACCCUGGGCGCAGCCGGCAUUACUGAAGCGCUAAUCGCACUCGACACUUUCAAAACUGAAGUCAUUCCAGGCAACCUGAAUCUGCUAAAGCUGCAGCAAGGAUUAGAUUUAUCCAUAACAGGUGACAACCGCCAAAAAACAGUUUCCCAUGUGAUGUCAAACUCCUUCGGGUUUGGUGGCAAUAACUGCUGCCUGGUGUUCAGUCGCAGCGAGUGA
This is a messenger RNA of Nerophis lumbriciformis (worm pipefish), 1182 nucleotides long. The record is from RefSeq and is a predicted model, not a curated record. Lineage: Eukaryota; Metazoa; Chordata; Actinopteri; Syngnathiformes; Syngnathidae.